GAGAUGUCGUCGCCCACACUUGAACAUCCACACAGAUACCAUGCCUUCAUCUACUACUGUCCCGACACAGAUACAAACAACGCAAAGAAAAUACUAGAAGUUAUAGAAAACGAGGGCUUUCAGUGCUGCUUCCCUGAGAAAGAUUUCUUACCAGGAGGAGCUCAAAUCGAUCUGGUCGUUGACGCCAUACAUAGUUCCCGCCAUGUGAUUCUGGUGAUUUCCCCGUCGUCAUUACAAAGCGAGUGGAGCAACUUUGAGAUGCUGAUUGCUGUGGACGAUUCCCAUACCCGGAACAGCGUUUGUCUGGUUCCGGUACUGCUAGGCGGGGUCAAGCUAGGAUGUCUCCCACCUACACUCCGACUUCUUACUUGUGUAGAACUCCGUGAAAAAUUCGAGAAUGUUCAUGAUAUCAUCCAGGCCAUUAAAAAAGCACAUUACACCUGGGAGUCCCUUUUACCUGUGGGGAAUCUGGCGCAUGAUUUUGCCUGGGGAUAUUAUUUCAGAUACCUCAAAAUCAUUUUACCAAAAAAGAUUUGA
Molecule: messenger RNA, 537 nt
Organism: Saccostrea echinata
Lineage: Eukaryota; Metazoa; Mollusca; Bivalvia; Ostreida; Ostreidae
Product: stimulator of interferon genes protein-like
Exons: 4
Coding region: 4-537 (177 amino acids)
Biological process (GO): signal transduction
Source: RefSeq, a predicted model, not a curated record